Varroa destructor (honeybee mite) is the source of this 1789-nucleotide messenger RNA. RefSeq lists its product as uncharacterized. The record is from RefSeq and is a predicted model, not a curated record. NCBI's taxonomy places the organism in Eukaryota, Metazoa, Arthropoda, Arachnida, Mesostigmata, Varroidae.
GUCGGGUAAGGAAAACCUGUAAUUUUGUUUCUCACUUAUAGCUUGGCCUUGUGAGGAUUCGGGGCGGGGCAACAGGUCCUCGAGGAGAGGGUAACACAUUUUGAAAGGGAGAGACUGUGACAUCCCGACAAUACAGUAGUACUCAACCUAACCUUGAAGAGUAAGGACGUCGCCAAGCAGGCCACAAUGGUCAACGGUAUAAGCAUUAGUAGACGCUGUACCGUUAGUCUAGGGACAUACCGUUGUGUCACAUGAAUUGAAGCAGUACUUAAUUAUAUAUGAAUCACCGGUAAUUAAUAAUCUUGGUCAUGUUUCGUGGAAGUUCUCUGUGCAUCCUGAGAAAACUCUGCAAACUGUGCUAUGAUGUGCCCUCUAACUGACUGACAUUAGUUAUGUACUUUACUAGUAAUUCUAUUCGAAGGACUAUACAAGGGCGCAAACGAUUACUUUUUGCUCUUGAAUCGCCCGAAUGAUUAGCCCGUCAUCCAGCGACUACCACCCAUCCCUUUUUCCGUCUUUGGGAUUUUGCGGGUCUGCCUGGUUCUACGCAUCCCCUCCGUUGCCAGUGACGCAGCCGUUGGCUCUAUUGCAAGUGGACGAUCUUUCGUUUGGUUUUCUAAUGAGCAGGACUGCCGCCGCCGCCUCCCCGUCACCACUAUUGUCUCCUCUACGUUGUGGCCCUGGAACCUUCUCAAGGAACUUCAAACGGUGCCUCAUAAUUUACGUUAUUGGUCGUUCGUGCCGACUGUGUUCUACCGCCGGUGGUGGGAUGCCACCGGAGGGUAGCACCUCCGGGGGCUCGCUACUCCUUCUCUUGCACCUCCUUGUCAUAGGGAAGGAGUGCUCUUGUUUGAGCCACCUCUCAUUGAACGUUCCAUUUACGGUGGCUCGAGGCAGCUCAGUUGCGUUAAAGGCGCGAUUUGCCUUAGACAACGCGGCAGAAAGCCUUGAAUCCGUCAUCUGGUACCGUAACGAUGAAGAAUUUGUUAGACUAAUCGUCGUCAGACCCGAUGGAAACGGGCAUAUGGAUAUCUAUACUGAUCGGCCAGGAGUUCCCAUCGACAAGUACAGAACGGUUCUUCGUGACGGAUUAUGCGAGGUGGUUCUCAAAAAUGUCCCCUUCGAAUCAACGGGUCGAUACCGAGUCGAGGUCAACACGGCCCUUCCAUUUCCUUCACAAAUGAGCACCGAAGAGGUUAUGGUUGUCGUAGUUCCGCCUCGAGACGGUCCCUCCAUUACUGGAGGUAUCGAGGACACAAAAGAGGGACCUUUUCUCGACAUGAUGUGUGUCUCAGGAAGGUCAACGCCCGCGGCUCAGCUUCAGUGGUUUAUCAAUGGAAAACCGGUUAAUCCUCAAUUGGACGUAAUGCGGUACCCGGUGGAUGUCGACCGCGAGGGUUUACAGCAAUCUAGACUCCAGCUGCGUAUACUCCUCGACGCGCGCAAACACUUUCGGCGUGGAAAGGGCCAUCGUAUACGGGUACGCUGCGUUGCCACUUUACGGGACGGCUUCGAACUUUUCGACGAUCGGGUGUUUCAUCAGCGGGGUCCAGAUCCUAACGAUAUCGAGGCUCAAGAGGUCCUCCAUACGCAUCCAAAUCCUUCAGAUUCUGCCGGUAGGGAACGAGGCGGGGACCAGUUGAAUGACAAUAAAAAAAGUGUCAUCCUUGCCGGAAAAGCAGCAGCAUCUUCAACGACAGGAUUAAACGGGCAAAGCUCAUUGCUGCUUGUUGUAAACCUAUUAAUGUGUAUUUUCCUACGGCUGUAUAAUACUAAAAAUUAUAUUUAA